GGUUUCUAAGACAUACGAUUUUUAGUAAUCACAAGAUGCAAGCAAACGAAAAUACUUUUCUCAUAGACAGGAAUCGCGUCAAUGGAUUAUCCACAAUAUUUGCUGUUGUCUGUAUUUUGGAUGUGUUCGGUGUUUUCCCCGUUAUAACAUUACCUAAAGCUAUAAUGGAUUGUGGUUACUACGGGUUUCUAUUAAUAAUUUCGGUAAGUUCGAUGCAAAUGUAUACGGCAGUUCUGCUUGGUAGAUCUUGGUUAAUAGCUGAAGAAUUAUAUCCGAUGAUAAACAAGAAAAAUCGUUAUCCAUAUGCAGCUUUAACGGAAAUCACUUUUGGUAGCAAGUUUGCAAGCUUCGUAACAUUUUUAUUAGAUUUUGCCAUAUUUGGCGGAGGAAUUCCUAACCUCAUUGUUGCUUCACAAAAUCUGCAACUAUUUGGCCAACGAAUUAGUAAUGGUUCUAUCGACAUAUCAUAUUGUUUUUGGAUUAUUAUGGUCGGAGCGCUAUUAUGUCCGAUUUUAUGGUUGGGAAGUCCAAAAGAUAUGAAAUGUUUGUGUUCAAUAUCGGUUGGCAUAGUUCUAACGGUGUUUUUCUUAACAUCCGGAUGUAUUUUAUUUAGUCCAGGAUAUAUACCAGAGGAAUCUAAACUUGUGCAUAAUGAAAAUUUACCGUGGAAGAACAUAUUAAAAGCUUAUGGGAUUCUAGCUUUCCAAUUCGAUAUCCAUCCGUCUAUACUCACUAUUCAAGUUGACAUGAAUGACAAAUCGCGACUAUCUAAAGCACUUUUAUCAGGAUUUUUGAUAACUUUAUCUAUGUUUGGAAUUACAACGAUAAUGGCUUAUUCGAAAUUAGGACUCCUAGAUCAGCCUAGCAUUUUAGAAAUACUACCGACGACGGUAUUCUUGCAUGCUGUCGCGUUGUUGGUGGCGGUACAAUUAUGUCUUACGUCAGCUGUCAGUAAUUGCGCUUUGUACCAACAGAUGGAGGAUUGUAUGAGUAUAUCGAGAGAUUUCAACUCAAAAAGAUGUAUUCUUCGUACUACCAUCUCCAUUUUAGCAAUUGUGAUAGCGGAAUCAGUUCCAAAAUUUGAUUUGGUGAUGUCAAUAAUAGGUGGAACCCUAACAGCACCUUUGGCAUUCAUAUUACCUCCGCUAAUUUUCUUGAAAAUGCAAACGAUGAAAAAACUUUAUAUAGAACAAUUGGCUUUGGCUUCUUUCACUAAUUUAGUGUAUACAAAAGACAUGUCACAAUAUGUUGAAAGAAAAUACGAUUCAGAGAUUAUUGUCUCCAGUAAUGAAUCUAAUUAUUGUAAGACUUUCAUUUACAAAUAUUUUGAAAGUUUCUUUUGUGUUUUUAUAAUUGUUUUUAGUACUUUUUUAACUUUGACAACAACUUACUUCAAUUUUCUUAGUGCUAUUUAUUCCUACAGUAAUGUCACUAUGCCUUGUAUUUAUAACGUAUCUAAAGCAUUAAUAUUUAUUUGAGAAACACCCUGUAGUUUGUUUGUCACGAAAUUGCAGUUGAGUGACACACUGUUUUAAGAUGUUUGAAGGCAAUUUAUAUACAAAAAAUGUUAUAUUUACACUAUAAAUAAAAAGCUUUUAAGUAAAA
Diorhabda carinulata is the source of this 1605-nucleotide messenger RNA. RefSeq lists its product as uncharacterized. The transcript has 6 exons. Lineage: Eukaryota; Metazoa; Arthropoda; Insecta; Coleoptera; Chrysomelidae. Bases 36 to 1478 code for a protein of 480 amino acids. The record is from RefSeq and is a predicted model, not a curated record.